Messenger RNA from Erythranthe guttata (spotted monkey flower), 1392 nucleotides. RefSeq names its product acyl-CoA--sterol O-acyltransferase 1. NCBI's taxonomy places the organism in Eukaryota, Viridiplantae, Streptophyta, Magnoliopsida, Lamiales, Phrymaceae. The record is from RefSeq and is a predicted model, not a curated record. Gene Ontology annotation, biological process: lipid metabolic process.
CUCAAAAAAUCACAUUCCAUCUAUUAUUAGUUGGUAGCUGUUUAACACCACCAUAAAAAUAGCUUUUGGAGCUGAUAUAAAAAAUAAUUAAAUUACAAUGGAGGGAGAAUUGAUGAGAGUGGUUAGGUAUUGGUUGGAGGGUGAAAUUACAAACUUCAUCAAGGUAUGGCUUACAGCCUACGCCUCCCUGUCUUACUGCUAUUUCUCCGCCAAGGUGUUGCCGAAAGGCGGCGCCGCAAGGCUCGCCGCCUUCCUCCCGGUGGUGUGCCUCUUCCUCCUCCUCCCGCUGCAGCUCCACUCCGUUCACCUCAUCGGCACUACCGGGUUCUUCCUAGCCUGGCUCUCGACGUUCAAAUUGCUCUUGUUCGCCUUCGACAAAGGCCCAUUGUCCACUCCUUUGAUUUCUCUUCCCCGAUUCAUCGCCGUCGCUUCCCUACCGAUCGUACUCCAACAGAAAUCGAAAUCUCAAGGAAAAUUAAAUCAGAAAUCAUUCCUAAACUACGCGAUUAAGGCUGUCUUGUUUGCCCUGAUAAUCAAGACGUAUGAUUACGAAGAUCGUAUUCAUCGGAGAAUCAUCGUGGUGCUGUACUGCUUCCAUAUCUACUUGUGCUUGGAGAUUAUGCUGGCCGUGGCAGCAGCCGCGGCACGGUGGCUUCUGUCGGCUGAGCUCGAGCCGCAGUUCAACGAGCCGUACCUGUCGACAUCUCUCCAGGAUUUCUGGGGUCGCCGGUGGAACCUCAUGGUAACGCGUAUGCUGCGGCCCACCGUAUACUUCCCCGUGCUUGACUGGUCAACGGGGAUCGUGGGACGCGAUUGGGCCCAGCUGCCAGCUGUGAUGUCAACGUUCGUUGUUUCCGGGAUGAUGCACGAGCUCAUCUUCUACUACUUCGGGCGCGUGAGGCCCACGUGGGAGAUCACGUGGUUCUUCGUGCUGCACGGCGCUUGUGUGGUUGUUGAGAUAGCCGUGAAGAAGGCGGUGGGCUGCAGGUGGCGGCUGCCCAGGUUCGUCGGGACGGCUAUGACCGCCGGAUUCGUUUUCAGCACCGGAAUGUGGCUGUUUUUCCCGCAGUUCCUGCGGUGUAAGGCCGACGAGAGGGGAUUGGCGGAGAUCGCGGCGGCCGGCGCGUUUGUGAAAGACGUUGUACGCGCUAUGGUCAACUCCUAGAUGUUCGUUCUCUCAUUAUUUUCUGAGUUUUCCACAGUAGAUCAUAAUAAUUUGAUUCUUCUUUAAUUCUCAAAUAAAUAAAUUAUAAAAAGGUAUUUUUUAUUUAUUUAUUUUUAAGUUUUACCAUGAUUUUCAUGUUGACUUUUUAUGUUAUUCCACUGACGGAUGUAAAUCGAGCUGAGCUUGAUAUUUGAAUAAAUAAAAAUAUAGUAUAUGUGCCUUUUUAA